Molecule: messenger RNA, 2477 nt
Organism: Phasianus colchicus (ring-necked pheasant)
Lineage: Eukaryota; Metazoa; Chordata; Aves; Galliformes; Phasianidae
Gene: LMNB1
Product: lamin B1
Biological process (GO): nuclear migration; heterochromatin formation; nuclear pore localization
Cellular component (GO): nuclear lamina; nuclear envelope
Molecular function (GO): structural constituent of cytoskeleton
Source: RefSeq, a predicted model, not a curated record
CUCAGCGCGUUAUUGGCUGAGAGUUGGCCGCGUGACCCGAUGUCCCAGGAUGGGGGGGGAGCAGAGAAGCAGAGCCGGCCAUAUUGCAGGGGGCCCUCGAGGGUGCAGUGUCGCUCGCGGCUGCCGCUGUACGUUAAGAACCUCCCGGCUUCCGCACGCGGCUGCCCGUUCUCCGUCUCCUGCCGCUCGGCGCUCUUCUUCCGCCCGGCCCUCUCGCGUCCUCAGCUCAACGCCCCGUACUCCAUGGCGGCAGCCGCCGCACCGCUGUCGCCGCAGCCCCGGGGCGCUGUGGGCAGCGCGGUACUGAGCCCCACGCGCAUCUCGAGGCUGCAGGAGAAGGAGGAACUGCGGCAGCUGAACGACCGGCUGGCCGUCUACAUCGACAAGGUGCGCAGCCUGGAGACGGAGAACAGCGCGCUGCAGCGGCGCGUCUCCGAGCGGGAGCAGGUGUGCGGCCGCGAGAUCAGCGGCUUGAAGGAGCUUUUCGAGACGGAGCUGGCCGACGCCCGCAAGACGCUGGACGACACGGCGCGGGAGCGGGCCAAGCUGCAGAUCGAGCUGGGCAAGUUGCGCGCCGAGCACGAGCAGGUCCUCAGCAGCUACGCAAAAAAGGAUUCUGAUCUUAAUGCAGCUCAAGUCAAACUUCGAGAGUUUGAAGCAGCACUAAAUGCUAAGGAAGCUGCGCUGGCCACAGCUCUUGGUGAUAAGAGAAGUCAGGAAGAAGAACUGGAGGAUUUAAGAGAUCAAAUUGUGCAGCUUGAGGUUUCUUUAGCUGCGGCCAAGAAAGAGCUUGCAGAUGAAACUUUACAGAAGGUGGAUCUUGAAAAUCGUUGUCAGAGCCUCAUUGAGGAUUUGGAAUUCCGUAAGAAUAUGUAUGAGGAGGAAAUCAAGGAGACAAGAAGAAAACAUGAAACUCGCUUAGUUGAAGUUGACUCUGGGCGUCAAAUAGAAUAUGAGUAUAAACUGGCCCAAGCACUAAAGGAAAUAAGAGAGCAGCAUGAUGCACAAGUGAAACUGUAUAAAGAGGAGCUUGAACAGACUUACAGUAGCAAACUUGAAAAUAUUAGACAGUCAUCUGAGAUGCACAGUUGUACAGCCAACACAGUAAGAGAAGAACUUCAUGAAAGUCGCAUGCGAAUUGAAACACUGUCUUCCCAUAUCGCUGAUAUUCAGAAAGAGUCUAGAGCAUGGCAAGAUAGAGUGCAUGAGCUUGAGGACGCCUUGUCCAAGGAGCGGGAAAACUGUCGCAAAAUACUGGCUGAGAAUGAGAGAGAAGUGGCAGAGAUGAGAAAUCAAAUGCAGCAGCAGUUCAGUGACUACGAACAACUUCUGGAUGUUAAACUGGCACUUGAUAUGGAAAUCAAUGCAUACCGAAAAUUGCUGGAGAGUGAAGAGGAGAGGCUCAGACUUUCUCCAGGCCCUUCUUCUCGGGUGACAGUUUCACGAGCUUCAUCAAGCCGUAGUGUACGUACCACCAGAGGAAAGAGGAAGAGAAUUGAUGUGGAAGAAUCUGAAGCCAGCAGUAGUGUCAGCAUCUCCCAUUCAGCUUCUGCCACUGGAAAUAUCUCUAUUGAGGAGAUAGAUGUUGAUGGAAAAUUCAUCCGCUUGAAGAAUACCUCUGAACAGGAUCAACCUAUGGGAGGCUGGGAGAUGAUCAGAAAAAUAGGAGACACUUCUGCUAGUUACAGAUAUACCUCAAGAUAUGUACUGAAGGCAGGACAGACUGUUACAAUUUGGGCUGCAAAUGCUGGAGUAACUGCUAGCCCUCCCACUGACCUCAUCUGGAAGAACCAGAAUUCCUGGGGCACUGGUGAAGAUGUGAAAGUUGUGUUGAAAAAUUCUCAGGGGGAGGAAGUUGCUCAGAGAAGUACUGUCUUUAAAACAACUGUAAAUGAAGGGGAAGAGGAGGAGGAGGAAGGUGAAGAAAUUCUUGAAGGAGAUGUUAUCCACCAACAGGGGAGCCCAAGGAAAUCUGGCAGAAGCUGUGCGAUCAUGUAAACUCUUUCUAGUCAUCCAGGUUCUUCAAAUAAUGGUGAUCAUUGUCUACAGAAUAGCCUUCUCAGAAGCACAAUGUAUUUUUGUAGUUUCUUUCUGUGAGUUCUUAAGCUGAAAGUCUAAUGGCCUUAAUUUCCUGACAUUGAAAAUGAAGUUUUGUAAAAGAAACUGUAUCUGUAACUUGCUGUUAGGACAGAAACUGGUGAUUCUGAACUCUGUGUACUGUUUGAAAAUGACAUUCCCUACCCCUAGUUUUAUAUGCCAGUCUUUUUUUAAAUAGAAACUUCAGAAGUUUCUGCAUUCCAGGGAUUGAUUUUUCUCGGACAACACCACUCCAGCCAUCUACUGUUGACUUCUUUAUAUUUAGGUGCUGUUUGGGAAGGGAAAGGCAUUUUCAAUACUAUGAACUCUUUUUGUACUGAAGACAUUUUCGUAUUACAGCGCAAUCAAAGAUAAACAACUUUCUUAUAGAAAAUAGACUU